Messenger RNA from Podarcis muralis (Common wall lizard), 845 nucleotides. NCBI's taxonomy places the organism in Eukaryota, Metazoa, Chordata, Lepidosauria, Squamata, Lacertidae. The record is from RefSeq and is a predicted model, not a curated record.
ACUCCGCAUUCUCAGUGAGGCCAGUUUGAGAGAAGAGAACAUGCUGUGGCUGGGUUGCAGUUUACUGCUGGCGGCUCUUGCAGCUGUUGCAGCUGCUGAGAAGUUGGUUGGUAGUGCCAAGUGCCAACAAGAUUCUGUGCCGUGGCAAGUCUCCCUCCAGUCAGUGCACCAUGUCUGCAGUGGGGCCCUCAUCAGCCAAGAAUGGGUGUUGUCCUCAGCUCAGUGCAGCAGGAGCAGCCCAGACCACAUGGAGGUCUGGCUUGGCCUACAAGUCCCUGAGACUCUUCCUAAGGAGAAGCAACAGGUCAUUGCUGCUGCCAAGCUGGUCCCUCAUAAGCAGUUCAACAACUACACACUGGACUAUGACAUCAUGCUCAUCAAGCUUGCACAACCAGCUGUCCUGGGUGAGCUAGUGCAGCCCAUCAGUUUGCCCAGCCAAUGUGCCAUAGCUGGGACCCAGUGCCUGGCUUCAGAAUGGAUCAGCAGCAACUGCAGCUGCUCAGGAUCAACAUAUUUUGGGCUUACAGCUGAUGGAACAGACAGCCUUCUGCAGUGCUCCUACCUUCCAGUCACAUCUGAUGCCACUUGCAACAAUGUCUACCCAGGACGGUUCACUGACAGGAUGCUUUGUGCUGGACAGCUGGACAGCAGCCAAGAUGCCUGCAAGGGAGAUGUGGGCAGCCCCCUGGUGUGUGAAGAAGCCCUCCAAGGACUGCUGUCCUGGAAGAAAAGCUGCAGUGAAGAGAAUCGGCUGGGGCUGUACACCAAGGUCUGCAUCUUUGAAGACUGGAUCCACUACACAAUUGCCAACAACUGAAGAGCAAUAAAGCCAGAUUGAGCUCUGA